AUGCCCCCCAAAAAACGUACUGGCGAAAAUAAUGUGUCUAAAAAAUCUUUCACUUUGAUAUGGUGGGUUGAAGAAGGAAGUAAAGACAUAAUACCAGCAUCAAAGUUACCCCGUAAAAACCGUACAAUCGGUUCUAUAGUAAAAUUGAAGUGGGAAACUUUCCAAAAAAAAAAAGUAGAAUUACAUGAUGCAAAAAUUAUUGCAUUUGACACUAAUUAUGAGAAGUUAAAUAAUAUAUUACUCGAUGAUAAAGGCAAUAUUCUUCAAAGAAUAAAUAGUCUUGAAGAUGAAUUAUCAACUACUCCAUCUUUGUUUGAAAGACUUCAGUCAAACAUAAAAUCAUCUAAAUUGCCAGUUUCGAAAGUAAGUGCUGGUCCGGUUGUUACAAACGUUGAAGUGAUUGGUAAUUCUAUGAUUUUGGAUGAGUCUCAAUCAUUACGCAAUACUCAAAGCAAAGUGAGCUCUUCUUCGAACAAUCGGGAAUUUCAGUUGAUUGACUAUUCUAAAGUAAACUAUGACGUGUCAACUAUAGAACCACUUGAUUUUUCAAAAGCCAAUGAAACUGUAUUUUCAACUACAACUGCUGAUAAUAAUUCAACAAUUGAGAAAUCUGGUACACCAGGUACUCCUGAAAAAAUAACUGAUGAACAAUCUCUUCUUGAAAAAACAACUGGUUUACAAUCUACACAAGAAGAUAUAACUGGCGCAGCAUCUACCUUUUCUGGAGAAACAAUUAUGAAUGAUGGAAUCGAAGUGAAGAGAAUUGAAGAUAUUGAGGCGCAUGAUAUUAGUAUUGGAGCACUGCAUACAUUUAUGCCUAAUGAUUUUACUGAAGAUGAUGUUCGGAGUUUUCUUAAAGUUUACGCUGGUCUUGAAGAUGCACAUAAGUACCAAAGUAAAAAUAAUGCCAAGUUAUGUGUAACUACUCAGAUACCAAAUGAUUUUUCUGCGCCCGGAGAUAACAAGGUUUUAUUUAACAUAUCUUUAUAUUAA
Molecule: messenger RNA, 993 nt
Organism: Cotesia glomerata
Lineage: Eukaryota; Metazoa; Arthropoda; Insecta; Hymenoptera; Braconidae
Exons: 5
Coding region: 1-993 (330 amino acids)
Source: RefSeq, a predicted model, not a curated record